Molecule: messenger RNA, 1982 nt
Organism: Caenorhabditis auriculariae
Lineage: Eukaryota; Metazoa; Nematoda; Chromadorea; Rhabditida; Rhabditidae
Source: the annotation of a GenBank genome assembly
AUGGACGUUUGCAAAGAAGAAACGGCUGAGUUUCAGCGAUUGAAAAAGAUCGCUUUCGCCUCGGUUUGUUCGAUUUUAAUAACUUUUUGAACUGUCAAAUAACCACUUGGACUUUUAAGCGGCAAUAGAAAUGAAGUGUAGAAAUAUACUUAAGGACAAGAGUUAAUGUAUUCGCGAGCUAUACAAAAUGAUGCACCAAGGAGUUGGAUUGACAUCCAAUGAUUUCCUGACAACUUUUGAACGUUUUGGGCACUUUUGGGAAGUUUGAGGGUCCUGAAAAAUAUGCAAAAUCAUAACACUACACAAAUUGGAUGUUAAAACAUAAUAUUACUCACAUCGGAUAUUAAUAGACUUUGUUCAAAUGUCUUCCUUUCUCCUUCUUAAUUGAAUAUUUAUAGGUGGUCCUCUCUACGUGCAUUGUCUUCUGCUCCGUGGUAACGCUUCCACUUUUAUACAACUACGCUCAGUCUCUCCAAACGCACGUCACCGACGAAAUCGACUUUUGCAGGGUACUCAUUUUCCUUUCUUCAGAUCGUUUAUGCCAGACCAUUCAGACCAAAUCGCGAGACUUAUGGGUCGAAGUGAUCUCAGUUGAGGCGGCACUGGGAAACCAACGACGAACGAUUAGAUCAGAUGCAAGAGCGAAACGAGAGUGGUCUUUUGGACAGUGGUCUGAAAAGUCCCAAAAAGGUAACGGCUGUUAGAAAACCGAUUUCAGACAGAUUUUCUAUCGAUGCUGCAAGAGAAAAAAAUUAAAGUUUUUACCUGAUAUUUUUGAUUAACUGCUUUUCUUAGUCAUCGUGAUUUUAAGAUUCAAACCAAGGCUAUGGAACUUAUCCACCCGCCCCAAGUGUAGCACCACCGGCUAUCCCACCAUACGGAGACUCCUAUAAAACGGCUGCGGUCGAAGAAUAUCAACCUUCUUGUAUGUUCAAAGCGAUUUGCUCUAUUCGUAGUAAAAAAUGAAAAAAAAAUCAGGUUGCACUUGCCAACAAGGAGCGGUAGGCGCAGCUGGUCCUCCGGGAGACGACGGUGUCGAUGGAGCCGACGGAAGGCCAGGACAAGAUGGCCUUCCUGGAAAAGACGGCGUGCUUCUCCCACCAGUGGGAAUAGCUCCAGAACCUUGUAUGAUAUGUCCUACUGGCCCUCCUGGACCUCCUGGCUUUCCCGGACUCAAAGGACCUGUCGGCCCUCGCGGAAGCCCAGGUCUACGUGGUCAAGACGGAAAGAAAGGCGAACCAGGAAUGCCUGGUCCGCAAGGACCGACUGGAAGGCCUGGAAGACCUGGGAUCAAGGGGCCGAAAGGAGAAGAUGGAAAAAUCAUUAUGGUGACGCGAACUCAGUAAAAAACCAACAAAAAUGGAGUUUAGGUACCUGGUCCAGCUGGACCGGCUGGACCUCCAGGACCAACUGGAGCUCCAGGAAAACGAGGGGAAAGAGGACAAGACGGACUUCCUGGCCCACAAGGUCCUAUUGGACUUGCUGGAGGUGAAACUUUGAUCAAAAAACUUUGCGUGCCCGGUUUAAAAAAAAACGAAAUCCCUUCUUUUCGAGAGGUUUAACUACGCCAUAAGCUUCUCCAACGGGUGUUAUUCACCUGAUAUAAUUUUUAAAGAUUGCCAACUUUAAAAAAACAUUGGAAAAAUUUAAAAAAACUAUCAGACCCUCUUUUUUUCAUAACAGAUUAUUUUUAUUCAAUCUUAAACUUUACGAAAAUUGAAAUUAUUUCUUGUUAUCUUUAAGCACAGAAAAAAACUUUUUUUGAUGAGGAAUAAAUUGCUUUCUCUAGUUUUCUCACAAAAAGAAAGAAUCCUCAUGAGCUCACCCCAGAUUAUCAUAAUCCUGAUUUCGGUUCAGAUCCCGGUCUUCCUGGACCAGACGGCAAAGAAGGACCCAAAGGAGAACGUGGGUCUCCUGGUGCUUCUGGAGCACGUGGCUCUUGCGAACAUUGCCCUCUUCCUCGACUUCCUCCUGGAUAUUAA